ACAACCUCUCCACCAUCUCUCUGUAUCUCCCUCCUCCCGCAGAGACGCGCACACGGCUGGAUCUCUCUCUCUCUCUCGACAUCAGCAUCAGACACCCGCCGGAACAGAAUCGCAACAUGGUCAUACCCCCGUCAAUGCCGCCGCCGUCCGCGGCGGAGCUCCACCUCGACAACCUCCGGGCCCUCAAGGUCCUGGGCAAGGGAGCAAUGGGCACCGUCCUCCUCGUCCACGACGCCGCCUCCGACCCCUCCGCCUCCUCCCCCUUCGCCCUCAAGCUCGUCGACAAGUCCUCCGCCCACGACGCCACCCGCCGCGCCCGGUGGGAGAUCUCCGUCCUCGGCCGCCUCACCCGGCCCUCCGACCACCCCUUCCUCCCCCGCCUCCUCGCCUCCUUCGAGACCGACGAGUUCCUCGCCUGGGCCGUCCCCUACUGCCCCGGCGGCGAUCUCAACGUCCUCCGCCACCACCAGAACGACCGCGUCUUCUCCCCCGCCGUCAUCCGCUUCUACGUCGCCGAGAUCAUCUGCGCCCUCGACCACCUCCACCGCUGCGGCAUCGCCUACCGCGACCUCAAGCCCGAGAACGUGCUGAUCCAGCAGUCCGGCCACGUGACCCUCACGGACUUCGACCUCUCCAAGCAGCUCAAGCCCAGGAAGGCCAAGUCCAUCCACAUCCUCGAACGCCGCGAAAAGGAGGCGGAGCUUCCCCAGAGCAAGCCGAAGAGGAACAACCUCACGCGCUUCGUCGGGGUGUUCAGCGAAUCCAAGGCGCUGAGCCUGAAGAAGGCGAAGUCGGCGCGGGUCAGCCCGGUGAGCCGGCGGAACAAGCCGGGCGGCGGCGGCGGCGGCGGCAGCUUCUCCGACGACGGCGAGCGGUCCAACUCCUUCGUGGGGACGGAGGAGUACGUGGCGCCGGAGGUCGUCCGGGGCGAGGGCCACGAGUUCGCCGUCGACUGGUGGGCCCUGGGCGUCCUCACCUACGAGAUGCUCUACGGGGCGACCCCGUUCCGGGGCAAGAACCGGAAGGAGACGUUCCGGAACGUACUGGCGAAGAACCCGGAGUUCAUCGGGAAGCGGACGGCCCUGACGGACCUGAUCGAGCGGCUGCUGGCGAAAGACCCCACCAUGAGGCUCGGCUACCUCCGGGGGGCCGCCGAGAUCAAGGAGCACGAGUUCUUCCGAGGGCUCAGGUGGGACCUGCUGACGGAGGUCGUGCUGCGGCCCCCCUUCAUCCCCUCCCGGGACGACGGCGGCGGUGCUGACGACGCCGAGAGGCUGGCGGCGCGUGCGGUCGACGUGCGGGAGUACUUCCGGAGAUCGAGCCAGCCGCCGUCGAUCCCGGCGUCGCCGCUGCCGUCGCCGUCUCGGAGCGUGUCCAUAGCGGAGUUCUGACCCCACCCCACACGUGUGCAGGACUAAUUUUUCUUUUCUUUUUUUUGUAACUAUUUUUUUCCCCCACCUCUUUCCUUUUUAAAUUGUCGCUUGGGCGCACCCACCUAAUUAACUCGCUGUACAUAGGAGAGUUUUAAUAAUAAUUGUAGAACGUGAUUAAAGCUAUAAAGUUGAGCUUGGGGUAAUUAUAUAAUUCA
Eucalyptus grandis is the source of this 1588-nucleotide messenger RNA. RefSeq names its product serine/threonine-protein kinase UCNL. Gene Ontology annotation, biological process: protein phosphorylation. Gene Ontology annotation, molecular function: ATP binding; protein serine/threonine kinase activity. Gene Ontology annotation, cellular component: nucleus; plasma membrane; cytoplasm. The transcript has a single exon. NCBI's taxonomy places the organism in Eukaryota, Viridiplantae, Streptophyta, Magnoliopsida, Myrtales, Myrtaceae. The record is from RefSeq and is a predicted model, not a curated record. The coding region runs from base 117 to 1391 and encodes 424 amino acids.